AUGUCCAAGAUAGUCAAAAGCGGCCCGUUCCUUGAUCAGGAGAGGGAGACGACUGCUACUCGAGUGGCGUCGCAGGGUCUCUCGGCCACGGUCGUGCAAACCAUCAUGCAUCAUGCACCACUGAACCAACGCCCGCGUCGAGAUCGGCCUCGUGUGACGGGCGAUAGAGAUAGAGACCCUUAA
Heterobasidion irregulare TC 32-1 is the source of this 183-nucleotide messenger RNA. RefSeq lists its product as uncharacterized. Bases 1 to 183 code for a protein of 60 amino acids. NCBI's taxonomy places the organism in Eukaryota, Fungi, Basidiomycota, Agaricomycetes, Russulales, Bondarzewiaceae. The record is from RefSeq and is a predicted model, not a curated record. The transcript has 2 exons.